CUUUCAUUCAUGGUUUUAUUUUAUUUCUUCUUCUAUUAAUAUAUUAAAACUAAAAUUAAUAAUUACUAAAGAUAAAAAAUAUAAAUGAAAAAUUGGUUGUUAAUGUCAAUUAAAAUGUAGUAUUUUCGUUUCCCUAAUUCGAUAAAAUAGCAGAGAUCUAUAUUACUUCGAUUAAUUCCGUGAGUAUUAAAAACAAUUCAAUACAAUGGUUCGCUUUCACAUCACUCACCAAUUGCAGACCUGUAAGUAAUUCAACUUUGAAACUUUCUCAUUUAAUAAAGAAAUGAUUAAAAAUGACAAUAAACGGAAUAAGAGAUAAUAAUAAUUAUGUUUUUUCCGUGAAUUUAUUAAUUAAAUAUUUGUGCAUGAAACCGUGAAAUAAUUAAAAAGAAUUAAAAAUAAAAAAAGCUAUACUCGGAUAUCAUUAACUAAUCUUCAUUUCUUGUCUCUUUCGGAAGUUAAAUAAUAGAAUCGAUGGCAGAUUCAUUGAAAUAAAACAAUUGUUAUAAGAAGAAUAACACAAAAAGGAAGAAAUGGCUCAAGAAUUAAAUUGGAGUGAGAAAAAUAAUCAAGGAUAUAUUAUAGGACAAUGGCAAGUUCACUAAAAUGUCUCAUCAUGGAUGUACGUAUUAAACAACGAUUUCCUAAAUUAAAAUGAUGAAUAAUCGAACAAUCAAUCGAUUAAAAUAAGUCCAAAUCGUUGUUUUAAUUUAAAAAUUAUAUUCUCAGAAAAUAUGUCAUCAUAUCAUUCAUUUAAAAAUAUUAUUUAGGAUUUAUAUAAUAAGUUAUGUCUCAUUUAAAAACUUGAAUAUAAUUGUAAAAAAUAUUAAGGUAUGUGUGCUGAUUGUAGCAUCGUUACCAUCGCAUUCUCGCGUCAGGCGGAGGUGUUGCCAUUCUCGCAUGGACCUGGGAGAAUGCCCCCAGAUUCACGACUUAGCCCUUCGGGCUGACUAUGAGGCAGCGCAGAAGAAGAAGGAUCAUUUUUAUGAUAUUGAUGCUAUGGAACAUCUUCAAAAUUUUAUUGCUGACUGUGAUCGUCGUACAGAACAAGCAAAGCAACGUCUUGCAGAAACGCAAGAAGAAUUAAGUGCUGAAGUCGCAGCAAAAGCAAACAGCGUUCAUGUUUUGGCUGAAGAAAUUGGAAAAAAAUUAGCAAAAGCUGAGCAACUUGGAGAGGAAGGUUUUGUUGAAGAAUCAAUGAAACUUAUGGGAGAAAUUGAUGAAUUAAGAAAGAAAAAGAAUGAAGCUGAACAGGAAUAUAGAAACAGCAUGCCUGCUUCAAGUUAUCAACAGCAAAAAUUAAGAGUUUGUGAAGUAUGUAGCGCAUACUUGGGAAUUCAUGAUAAUGACAGACGAUUGGCUGAUCACUUUGGUGGAAAACUUCAUCUAGGAUUCAUCAAGAUUCGUGAAAAACUUGCUGAACUAGAGAAAAUUGUUGAAGAACGACGUAAAGAGAAACGCGAGACAAUGAUGGACAGAGACAGACAUCGCGACAGAGAUGAUAGGGAUCGUGAUCAUCGUGAUUCGAGAAAUGACAGAGGACGAGGACUUGGCUAUCGAGAUCGGGAACGCGACCGUGAUCGCAGGGAGAGGAGACGAUCGCGAUCACGAAGUCGCAGCCGUGGAAAAAGGUCCAGACGAUCGCGCAGUGGCAGUCGUAAUCGUAGGUCCCGUUCGCGGCGAAGUGGAUCUAAUGAUCGCAAGAGAUAAACAGUUGAUAAGGACGAGGUAAGACAAUGACGGUGACGUAAGUGACGAUGACGGGAUAUCACAUACAAUACAGUCUUAACCCUUUAAUGGACUAGACGGUUUUUAAUCUUCAUCGGAUACCCAUCCCGGUGUAAAAAAUAUCAUUCUUUGCUGAAACAUAAUGUAAGCUCAUAAGCUAAUAAUUUUCAUAUAUAAAUUUGAUCUUAUCAAUUGAA
Messenger RNA from Chelonus insularis, 1925 nucleotides. RefSeq names its product putative RNA-binding protein Luc7-like 2. The coding region runs from base 901 to 1710 and encodes 269 amino acids. Lineage: Eukaryota; Metazoa; Arthropoda; Insecta; Hymenoptera; Braconidae. Gene Ontology annotation, molecular function: mRNA binding. The record is from RefSeq and is a predicted model, not a curated record. The transcript has 4 exons. Gene Ontology annotation, biological process: mRNA splice site recognition. Gene Ontology annotation, cellular component: U1 snRNP; U2-type prespliceosome.